CGUGAUCUAUUUGCCAAAAUCCAGUAUGGCGGAAUCUGUCGGUGGGUGAUUCUCUCACUGGCGUACUCUUAAACGGGAAUUAAGUACGUUGUGGUGUUCCGAGUGGAAUCGCCGCCACUGGAUGCACUUAGGUUGAUUUUAAUCUGACUGCCGGACCCAUUCCCCAGCCGACAGAGCUGGCUCACUCUCGCUCCGAGCCCCGCCUGGGUGCUACUGACACCUGAAAGCAGCCUCUCCUGACUUCAUCCUCCUCUUCCUCUGCCUCCUCCUCCUUGUCCUCCUCCUCUUAAUAAGUGCUAGACUCACGACUCCCCAGUGCUGUGUGGAUGGUGCUCCUUCGGUGUGCCUCCGAGGAGCACUGAGGCCCGCUCAGCACCCCUCCUCUCCUCUCUCUUCCCCUCCACCAUCUACAGCAUCCUCCUCUUCAUCUGUGAAAGAGACGACAACAAUGAGUUCCCAGAGUCACCCAGAUGGGCUUCCAAACAAAGAGCAGCCACUGGAGCUCCUGAAGACCUCUGGACUCAACCACAUUCCCUCUAUUGAUGUGAGUGCGACGCUGCCACUGCAAGUGCCCCCUGCCGCCAUCCCCAUGGACCUGCGCGUGGACCACCAGUUUGCGCUGGCGCCGGCCGACCCCAGCCAGCGGGAGCAGCAGCUGCAGCAGGAGCUGCUGGCCCUCAAGCAGAAGCAGCAGAUCCAGCGCCAGCUCCUCAUCGCCGAGUUCCAGCGCCAGCACGAGCAGCUCUCGCGCCAGCACGAGGCCCAGCUGCAGGAGCACAUCAAGCAUCAGCAGGAUCUGCUGGCCCUGAAGCAUCAGCAGGAGCUGCUGGAGCACCAGCGCAAGCUGGAGAGGCACCGGCAUGAGCAGGAGCUGGAGAAGCAGCAGAGAGAACACAAGCUGCAGCAGCUCAAGAACAAGGAGCGCGGCCAAGAGAGUGCAGUAGCCAGCACGGAGGUGAAGAUGCGGCUUCAGGAGUUUGUCCUGAACAAGAAGAAGGCCCUGGCCCAGAGAAACUUAAACCACUGCAUGCCCAAUGACCCUCGCUACUGGUAUGGGAAAACCCAGCACAGCUCCCUGGACCAGAGCUCUCCCCCACAAACAGGGAUGUCCACUUACAACCACCCAACCAUGCUGGGCAUGUAUGACUCCAAAGACGACUUCCCACUACGCAAGACAGCGUCUGAGCCCAAUCUGAAGCUGCGCUCCCGGCUCAAGCAGAAGGUGACGGAGCGCAGGAGCAGCCCUCUGCUGCGGCGAAAGGAUGGGCCCAUCACCACUGCCAAGAAGCGCUCCCUGGACAUGGCGGAGUCGGCAUGUAAUAGUGCCCCUGGUUCUGGACCAAGCUCACCUAACAACAGUUCCAACAACAUCACCAAUGAAAACGGAGUGGCGGGGUCCGUUUCCAGCAGUCCGGUGGAGCCGUCCCUGGCACACAGGCUAGCGGGCCGAGAGGGCCCCGUGAGCCAGCUGUCUCUGUACACAUCGCCCUCUCUCCCCAACAUCACUCUGGGCCUGCCAGCCACCGGCCCUUCCAGCGUGGCGUCUGGCCAGCAGGAUGGUGACCGACUGGGAAUGCCUGGGCUGCAGCCAGGAAUCCCCUUAACCACUCCGUUCAUCGCCGGGGCUCACCUGCCCUCCUACCUGGCCUCCACCCUGGAGCGCGACGGGGGCUCCGCACACAACCCCCUCCUCCAGCACAUGGUGCUGCUGGAGCAGUCGGCCCAGAACUCCCUCGUGGCAGGUCUGGGGGGGCUCCCACUGCAGUCGCCCUCCAUCCACAAGCUGCGUCAGCACCGGCCCUUGGGACGCACCCAGUCGGCCCCCCUGCCCCAAAACGCCCAGGCCCUGCAGCAGCUGGUGGUCCAGCAGCAGCACCAGCAGUUCCUGGAGAAACACAAGCAGCAGUUCCAGCAGCAGCAGCUGCACAUCAGCAAGAUGAUGGCCAAGCCAAGCGAAGCGAGCCGGCAGCACGAGAGCCACCCGGAGGAGACGGAGGAGGAGCUGCGCGAGCACCAGGCGCUGGCCGACGAGGGCCUGCCGCGCGGCGUCACCGUCAAGCAGGAGCCGCCCGACGAGCAGGACGAGGAGUUGCAGCAGAGGGAGAGGCAGCACGAGCAGGAGCUCAUCUUCAGACAGGGGGGGUGUGUGUUUUCACAGGUGGAUAGUGACACCAUCUGGAAUGAGGUGCACUCCUCCAGUGCAGCGCGUCUGGCUGUGGGUUCUGUGGUUGAGCUGGUCUUCAAGGUGGCCUCUGGAGAGCUGAAGAAUGGCUUUGCUGUGGUGCGACCCCCAGGACACCAUGCAGAGGAGAGCACCCCCAUGGGAUUCUGCUAUUUCAACUCUGUGGCCAUUGCAGCGAAACUCCUGCAGCAGAGACUCAACGUCAGCAAGAUUCUCAUUGUGGACUGGGAUGUUCACCAUGGCAACGGAACCCAGCAGGCUUUCUACAGUGACCCCAACAUUCUGUACAUGUCUCUCCAUCGAUACGACGAUGGCAACUUCUUCCCUGGCAGUGGAGCACCUGAUGAGGUGGGCAGUGGGCCAGGCGUUGGCUUCAAUGUGAACAUGGCCUUCACCGGUGGCCUGGAUCCUCCCAUGGGUGAUGCCGAUUACCUGGCAGCUUUCAGAACGGUUGUGAUGCCCAUUGCCAACGAGUUUGCUCCGGACGUGGUGUUGGUCUCGUCGGGAUUUGACGCUGUGGAGGGCCACCCCCCACCCCUGGGAGGAUACCGCCUCACCGCCAAAUGUUUUGGCUACCUGACCAAGCAGCUGAUGGGGCUGGCCGGGGGCCGUCUGGUGCUGGCUCUGGAGGGGGGGCACGACCUCACCGCCAUUUGUGAUGCCUCCGAAGCAUGUGUUUCUGCUUUGCUGGGAAACGAGCUGGAGCCUCUCCCUGAGGAGGUGUUGCAGCAGAGACCCAAUCCCAAUGCUGUGCGCUCCAUGGAGAAGGUUCUAGAAGCUCAGAGUAAAUACUGGCGCUGUCUGCAGCGCCCUGCCUCCACAUUAGGCUGCUCUUUGCUGGACGCUCAGAGGCGUGAGGCGGAGGAGGCAGAGACGGUCACGGCCAUGGCCUCCCUGUCUGUGGCCAACAAGCAGCUUGGGAAGAGGCCCGAGGACGAGCCCAUGGAGGAGGAGCCACCGUUGUAGAGUGGCAUGGGCAGCGGUUGUUGUGGUGACUUCCUCUGCUUGACGAGCCCUCCGCCGGCUCCUCUCUGGCUCCUACUCCUCCGUUUGUGGCUGCAGGCCCGGCGAACGGCAGACUGAACGACAUCUCACACCACCCACCCAAAAAAACAUGAUAACUCAUCCUCAAAACGGAAUCUAAACCUACAACCAAACUCGUCAAAAAGACACUAAAUACCCCCCCACCCCCACCCCAUGAGUACCCUCAGCCGUUUUGAAGCAGUCUUUGUUCAAAAAAUGAGGGUCGGGGGAGGUGGGGGGGGAGGGAAGGGGGGGGCUGGGAUCUGUCCCCUAGAAGGUGGGGUGUCUCGUACCAGGUUGACACACCACUCGCUGUGUCCACUAAGGGAAACGGUGUCUGGGUUUCGGACGGGACGCAGCUGACCUGACCGCCGACCGACCAGCUCUUUAUCCCACGGCGACAUCAUCACUUUUCCCCACCUUCCUUGAGAUGUAGAUGCUGAGCGCCGGUGCUUUGAGACGAACACCGUGCAACACAACGAAAACAAAAACAAACUAACUAACUAAUGGACAAGCUCACCGGCAAGCUCCCAGAGACGUCGGCAUGACCAGACAUGGGAUUUGCCACAAAGAGCAACUUCAGCUGUGACUCUCUCUUUCUUUCUUUCUUUCUUUCUUUCUUCUGCUCUCUCUCUUUAUUUCUUUCUUUCUCUCUAACUUCUUUCUUCUCCAUUUAUUUGUUUUUUCCUGUUCUGUGCUUUCAAAGAGAUGAAGCUGCAGAAAUGUUUUUUACUUUAUUCUGUAAAGUUCUGGAAAGUUACUGCUUGAUGAUGAUAAAAUAUCAUGAUAGUGAUUACAUUUUCUGAUUUAAAGAAGAAAAAAGGACAUGAAUCAAACGAGACUGUCGGGGAGAGGCAGCGUUUAUUUUGACCCUGAAAAGCUGUGUGCAGGAGGCCUUGCGUUCGAUGGGAGAGGACUCGGAGUUCACUCGAGGGGACCUGGAUUCCGUUGGGGACAAAAAAAACUUGCAUGUGGAACAUGGACAUGGAGAGAUUGUGCCUUUUUAUUUUUGUGUGGAAAGCUGUUGGAUUUUGUGAUGAAUUCAGAAGAACAUUGCCUUAAACUUAUGACAGAAUGAGAAGGACCCCCCCCCCCGCCCCCUCUCUGUGUUUAUGGAGGGGUGAGAUGGGCGGGACAGGCCGUUGGUUGGCCAAUGGACAGGAAGAACCCUCAGCAUGUUUACCAGGAAUGCCCUACAAGACAGCUUUGUGUUUUCACAUACACACAAACGCGCGCACACACACACACACACACACAGACACACACACACACCGUAUGAUCGUUAUUCCUCUUUAGUUUCCUCUUCUUUAUGUUAUUUAACUCUGUGUACCUGAUUCCUUUUACUUUGCUUACCUUCAAUCUCUUUGCUGUCCAGAAGAAAAAGAAACUAUAUAUGGCUUGUAAGGUAGUUGCCAGUUGAACCAGAGCUAAAGUAGUUGAAGCAGAUUUCAGGUUUUUCGCUCUGCGGUGCUUCUGAAGGUUAGCAUUGCCCAAUGUAGCUUCUCGCAUUAAGGAAAAAAAAAGAACUCAACCAAAAUACAUAUCACUUCCUGUGAAGAGUUAAUUAGCAUGUGGUUUAGUAGAGCAACUUCCAUCUGCAGAAUUUGAAUGCUAUUCAGGCCAUAGACAUUAAACUGAAAAAGGAACCUAAACACAUAUAUAUAUAUAUAUAUAUAUAUAUAUAUAUAUAUAUAUA
Molecule: messenger RNA, 4901 nt
Organism: Alosa sapidissima (American shad)
Lineage: Eukaryota; Metazoa; Chordata; Actinopteri; Clupeiformes; Clupeidae
Gene: hdac4
Product: histone deacetylase 4
Biological process (GO): chromatin organization; negative regulation of transcription by RNA polymerase II
Cellular component (GO): histone deacetylase complex
Molecular function (GO): histone deacetylase activity
Source: RefSeq, a predicted model, not a curated record